CGGACGGCUCACAUAGCAACCGGGCGAGAGAAGCGACUUAAUGUCGGAGCGAAAACCGGUUUUACUCUGAAAUAUUGUUGUGUUCUUUGUAGAGAGUUUGCCGAACAGCGAAGGAAGAUGUCGAACAUUAUUCAGACAGUUUUAUCGGACGUCGGCUGGGACGAGCGCUUUGCUGCCCCGGAGCUCAACGCUGAAAACAAAGCUCUGAUGGAGGAGAUUCUUAAGAAAGAGAUGGAGUUGAUGCAACUGACAAACAAACUUGAGAGAGACAAGGAUCAAAAACAAGUAUUGACUGAUUUCCUCAAAAGUGCUAAACAGGAGCUGGAAAACACUGCGGCUCUGUGCAAAGCCAAGCAGAGAGAGGAGGAGUUGGAGAAACACCUGACAGCCCUUGCAGAGAGAGAGGCAGGUCGCCUUGCUCAGGAGACGACUAAGAUGAAGAAUGAGCUCGGAUCUUUAGCAGAGAGGAAAGACACGCUAGAGAACCACAUUUUCAAGUCCAGACAGAAGCUAGAAGAGUUUAGGAACCAGUUGAACUGGGACCAGGAGACAAUGGAUGCCUUUCUAGAGGAGUCAGCAAGCCAAGAUGAAAACAUAAUGUCCAUCAUUAAGUAUGCUCAGCAAGAUGAGCAGAGGAUCAAGUCACUCACUCUGGCUAUAGAGAAGAAGACCCUGGAGGCCCAUGAAAAGCGCAAAGCACUUGACAAAGAGUUGACUGAAACAAUGUCUGCACAGGUUGCUCUGGAUAAGACUACUGAGAAUUUGCAGCAGGCUCACUUGGAGACUCAGCAGCUCAUCCAUCAGUGGGAGAACACUAUCAAGCAGAUGAAGCAACGAGAUGUUCAGAUGCAGCAGUGUGCACUGCAACUUGCCCAGGUCAAGCAGAACAUCAGGGAAAGAAACGAAACCAUUGCAGAGAAGAAGCACUUACUGGAUACUCAGAAGAAGAACAACAAGGAAACUGAGAGGAAGAUAGCGGCAACCAACGUUCAGGCAGCAAAACUGCGGCAGGAUCUGACAGAGCAGCAGAAUAACUGCAGCAGGCUGCAGGAUGAGCUGAGCAGCAGCAAAGGCACACUGGACAGAACAACCUCCAAUGUGGAGUCUCUGACGGCCCACAUAUCCAGAAUGAAGAAAGACAUCCAGGAUAACAAUGACAAACUGACCAGGGUAAGGGCUUACAAUGCUGCACUGGAGGAGAAGCUGAAAGUUGUAACUCAGACUGCACUUAGUGAGGAAGAGAGAGCUGCACAGAUGGACCAGUUCCUCAAGGAUGAAGAGCAGGCCAUCAAGGAGUUGGAUGUGCAGCUGCGAGACUGCAUGGAGGCGCUGUUUCAUCGUAAAGAGCAUUUACAGGCCGCCAAGACCAAGGAGAAGGAUGUUCUUGCACAGAUUUCAAAGAAUAAGUCCAUCAUUUCCAACCUGGGCAGCCAGCUCAGUAAACUGGAGAAGGAACUGACAAGACAGCAGAAGAUCAUGACUGAACAGGACACCCAGAUGUCCUUCCUGACUGAUAAACUGAGGCGGCUGCAAAGUGACGUUGAGUCAGAUGAAAAACAAAUGCUGGACAGAAAGAUUGCUGAGCUGACCAAAGACCUGGAGGAGAAACAAAAGACAGCCAAAACAUUGACUAACACACUGAAGGAGUCUGAGGAUGAUAUUCGCUGUUUGAAGAAAAAGCUGGAGAAGUCAGAAGCUCAAAAUAGUGAUCUGACAGACAAGGUAGAUGAGCUCCUGCUGAUCCAUACCACCAGUGAAAACGAGCUGAAGAGACUCAGGAUGACGAAAUAUGACAACAUGAUGGAGCACAACAUUUUAAAAGUAGAGGUCAGACGUGUGAGAGAUCUGCUGUACAACAAGGCGGACAGUGUGCUGUCUUUGGAGAAGAGGAAGUUGCAGCUGCAGGAAGCCAUGAAAAAGAGAGAGGAUGAAAUCAAGGUGUACAAAGAGAUGCUCAGCCAGCAGCUCAAGACCAGCGAGCAGGAGAGGCAGAAACUCAGUGUUGAACUCAAUGAGAAGCUGCUCAAGAUCGACACGAUGAAGAAACGUUUCGAGGUUGUGAGUCUUUCACUGGCAGCUCCUGAGGGAGAAGAGGAGCAGUCCCAGGCUUACUACAUCACAAAGGCUGCACAAGAGAAAGAGGAGCUCAAGCAGAAGGGAGACGGUCUGGAUGCUAAAAUUCGCAAGACGGAGCUGGAGAAUAGAGCUCUGGAAAACACCAUCCAGCUGUUCAACAACAGCAACUCUGCAUUUCGCAAAUCCCUCAACAAAGCCAAUGAAUCCAGUCCAGAGUUUCAGGAAAAACUGAAGCUGGAAGAGCAGCUGAGAGUGGCUGAAGAGACACUAAAAUAUCGAAAAAAACAAGUGCAGGAGCUCCAACAGGACUUACAGGCCAUGAACAAUACCUUUGAGAGUCUACUCCAAGAAGAGGAGCUGGAGAAAGAUAAGAUAAUACAGAAACGGUCGCUCAUCAGUAAGCUGAGCAAAGAAAUCGCUUCCCAGCAGGAAAAAAUUGAUAGAGCCACAAAACAGAGCUCCAAGCUGACCAGAGAGAUCCGCUCAGUACAGAACACCAGGAGUGAGACUUUCGAAGAGAAAGACAUUAAGCUGAAGGAGCUGAAAGAAUUUAACAAGAGCAUCGACGGGAUGCUGAACGAGGUCAUGGAGGACAAACCUGACCUCAGAUCUGUGCUGGAGAAAUACUUCCUGCAGGCCAAUCUGUCUCUUCUGGCUCCAUCCUCCACUCCUAGCAGCCGCCGGAGCUCCAAGACAAACUAUGCUCAUAGCUCCGCCUCUGUCAGGUCUCCUGCCUCCUCAGCCAGCAGCAGCCCCAGGGCCUCCACACUUCACUCCCCAGUGCUGAACACAGUGGACCUGGGCCUGGGUCUGACCAUGACCUCCCCUCCUCUCACCACCUCCAGAUGCUCCAGCUCUGCCAGCAGCACAAGCAGCAGCAGCAGCAGCAGGAAGUUAAAGAACCUGUAGUGUCAAGUGACGGCUGCUUUAUUAGCAUUUUUUAUUUAGUUCAACAUUUCUUCAAACAGACGAGUGUAGAGUUGCACAGAAUAACUGUAGUGCCCUGUAUGAUGUGUUAAUGCUUUGUUCAGGAUAACUUGUGUGUGGAGCAGUUGUGUAUUUUGACAUGUCAGUUCUUAAUCCUUGACUUUAUGAUUUUCAUUAAUUUAUAUAAAUCUACUGAGCAUGAAAUUACCUGAUUAGAAAGAGUGCAGUUUGGCAAAUGUCUAGACAUUUUUAAUGUAAUUUUUUCAAAAGAAACAACAUUGUUUUCCAUUCCAGUUCUUGAUUUUAUGUUUUCUUUUGACUUAGAAAUAGAAUUGAUCCAAAGACAACUCAGUAAAAAGUAACAAAAAAACUUACAGCUUCUGCUUAAGUGCAGAAUUUAGUUUUAGAUGUUUGAAACUGAUCAAAAGCGGAUCUCUUUCUCAUCUGUUUCCUGGUAUUGAUAAUCAAUGCAUCAUUUACAAAGCUGUGAAAUAUAUUGUGGGAUCAACAGCCACAUUUUUUUCCAGUGAUUAAUAAAAACACAUCUUUAAAAAAUCCA
Messenger RNA from Amphiprion ocellaris (clown anemonefish), 3562 nucleotides. RefSeq names its product coiled-coil domain containing 39 (gene ccdc39). The transcript is spliced from 20 exons. Gene Ontology annotation, biological process: cilium movement; inner dynein arm assembly; cilium-dependent cell motility. Gene Ontology annotation, cellular component: axoneme. The record is from RefSeq and is a predicted model, not a curated record. The coding region runs from base 118 to 2985 and encodes 955 amino acids. NCBI's taxonomy places the organism in Eukaryota, Metazoa, Chordata, Actinopteri, Pomacentridae.